This is a messenger RNA of Gymnodraco acuticeps, 3266 nucleotides long. RefSeq names its product MARVEL domain containing 2a (gene marveld2a). NCBI's taxonomy places the organism in Eukaryota, Metazoa, Chordata, Actinopteri, Perciformes, Bathydraconidae. The record is from RefSeq and is a predicted model, not a curated record. Gene Ontology annotation, biological process: bicellular tight junction assembly. Gene Ontology annotation, cellular component: apical plasma membrane; bicellular tight junction; cytoplasmic vesicle. The transcript is spliced from 9 exons. Bases 174 to 1892 code for a protein of 572 amino acids.
GUUACUGAAAUGGGAGAGAAGAAGAAAAGGAGGAGGUGGAUAAGGAAGGAGGCGAACAAGGUGAACCAUCCAACGACACACUGUCUGUUCAUACAAGGUUUGCAUUCUGACCUGCAGGCCAAUGUAAGUCGUGUUGAGUGACUGCGUGUGAAAGAGGGACCACUACCAUCCUCAUGUCCAAUGGAGGAGGCUUUUAUGGACGCACUGAGCGUGUCCGCCAGUCGCCGUACUACGACCAGGUGCCACUGGGCUCCUUACCACGAGCAGACUCCUACGAUCCACUUCCACUGAGAGAGCAGAGAGACACUCGCCUCGCUCAGAGCGCCGACCCCCUCCCUCCUCCGCCUCUCCCUGACCACCCCCCCGUGGGCCCAGAGUUAAAUCCCAGCGGCAGUGAGGACAACGGAGACCCGGACGACCCCGCCUUAGAUAUCAAACCCGUCCACCGCUUCAUCCCAGACUCCUGGAAGAACUUCUUCAGAGCAAGUGACCGCAGCAGUAAGCAGGCGUGGUCAAUGCCUGACUCGUCAUGUAACAACAACAACAGCACCAGUGACGGGGUGCGCUGCUCUCCUCCACAGUCCCCGGUCCCUGGGUCCUACCGAGAUCCUUUUGGGGGCUCGGGAGGCAGCUACAACUCACGCAAGGAGCUUCUGGAACUACGGGAUGGCAAUGAGUCCUUGUCGGGGCGCACCCACCGCACAGGUCUGACCUACAGCGAGCGGGUGGAGGAGUACCAUCAGCGCUACGACUACAUGAAGUCCUGGUCAGGGCUGCUGAGGAUUCUGGGAUGUGUGGAGCUCCUGCUGGGGGCCGCUGUGUUCGCCUGCGUCUGCGCUUACAUCCACAAAGACAACGAGUGGUUCAACAUGUUUGGAUACUCGUCUCCUGGAGCAGCGUACGGAGGAGGAGGGUUAUAUGGCGGAGGCACAGGGGGGUCCUACUACUCGGGCCCCAAGACCCCCUUUGUGUUGGUGGUGGCAGGGCUGGCCUGGCUGGUGACUGUGAUCAUGUUGGUGCUGGGGAUGACCAUGUACUACCGCACCAUCCUGCUGGACUCCAACUGGUGGCCUCUGACCGAGUUCACCAUCAACCUGGCGCUGGCUUUGCUUUACAUGACUGCAGCCAUUGUCUAUGUUCGAGACACGACUCGCGGAGGGCUUUGCUCCUUGCCGAUCUUCAACAAUGGCAUCAACGGGGCGUUCUGCAGAACAGAGGCAGGCCAGACGGCAGCCAUUAUCUUCCUGUUUGUCACCCUGGUUGUUUAUCUGAUCGGAGCCAUGGUGUGUCUCAAGCUGUGGAGACAUGAAGCUGCACGCAGAUACCGGGAGAAAUACGGCGAGGAGGAGAUGCGUCCCUCCGACAUAAGAGCUACACACUCAUUGAUGGUUCCAGAUUCAGCUCCCAUUCCCAAAGCUCCAGAGCAGGUGCGAGGCUCCUCAGUGGUUCCCAUCCACGCCGCUCCUAAAGCCAUCCCACCUCACAUUCUGCAGGGAGCUAUACCAUCAGGACACAUCCCAAAACCUGUCAUCGUGCCUGACUACAUCGGUAAGUACCCGACGAUCCGCUCAGAGGAGGAGAAGGACCAGUACCGAGCCGUGUUCAACGACCAGUACGCAGAGUACAAGGAGCUCCACGCGGAGGUGCAGGUCACCGCCAAGAAGUUUGACGAGAUGGACGCCAUGAUGCGCAGUCUGCCCCAGAACCCUUCCACCCAGAUGGAGGUUGAUCGCAUUAACAGAAUCCUUCAGGAUUACCAGAAGAAGAAAAAUGACCCGACUUUCCUCGAGAAGAAGGAGCGCUGCGAGUACCUGAAGAGCAAACUGUCGCACAUCAAACAGAAGAUCCAAGAAUACGAUAAGGUGAUGGAGUGGAACGACGGAUACAGCUAACCCUCUAGCAAAUAUCUGUACCCUGGCACACCUCUGAACACUAAUACAGAACUAAUGCUGACAGCUGGGCUACUGGUGGGGAAAGUGACAUUUGAACUGGAGAGCGAACAUGAGGCAUGUAAAUCUGUACAGCUGUUUCCAUCUAUCAGCAGCUUUGUAUAACUGUGUUCAUUAAGAAGUAGAACCAAAUGUGACAGUUUUAUAUUCAAAGAAAUGUCUUGACAUUUUGGGAAAUAUGUUUGAUCGCUUUCUGGUGUGGAGUUAGAUGAGGAAAUAGAAAUAGCUCUAAUAUUUGUGAGGUAACUAUAAAUACACAUCAAGAAGCCAGAUUAGCAAAAAGCUUGUAAGUAACAAAAAUAAAACAAAGUCAGCCUAUGAACACAAUCAUUUCACUCAUGUACACGUUAUUUCUUAUUCCAGUGUAAAAUGGAGUUAUGGGCGGGACUAUUUUCUUAGAAAUAGAGGCUAAGCACAUAAAUAAAACAGAUAUGGAUGAUAUUUUUACUCAUAAUUUUACAAAUCAGUUAAUUCAAGGCUUUGAAAGUGCUGGCUGGUGGAUUUCGGUUCCUUUGCGCUAAGCUAUCUGUGAUUGGCUAUAGUUUUAUGUUAAAAAGAUAAGACUCCUCUAAGUCUUUGCCUGAAAGCGAAUAAGCAUGUUUGCCAAACAUGUAAAGCUAUUCCUUUUAUUUUAAAUGGUUUGAAUAUGCAAAUAACUGGAUAUGAAUAUACAAGAUAUUUAUGUUUAAUACUGUGACUAUGAUUGUAGCCGAGACACACCACUAUAUGUUAUGACACUGGUAUCCCUAGUUUAAUUAGUGAGAGAUGGAAGAAGCAAGGGAAAGUUAAAAGGAAAGACACUGCAUUAUUUCUCUGCUGUACGUCACAUGAUUAUCUUUCUAUUAGUCCACUUGUUUGCCUGUUUACAUUAAUUUCACAACUUUAAAGCCUGAAAUGAAAACCACUGCUUAUCCGGACAUAUCCCAUCUAGCUGCUUUAUGUAAAGGAUUGUUUUAAUUGCACACUGUUUGUUUUUUUAACGCGUAUCUGUUUUUCUAAAUCUGGAAAUAUCCAUGUCUGAUAGUAUAAUUUAAAAUGUUGUUUGUUCUGUGUGUUGUAAAAUUAUGUUCUACCAUUUCACUGAUUAAACAUUUUGUACUUUAUAGCCACGUAGCUCCCUGAAUAUCUUCAUUUUAUCCUCUUUAUUCUGUACACAUGUGACCUCUUGAUUCAGUGGGAAUAUUAUCAUAGGGUCUGUGUUUGCCUAAUGUUUUUAAGAGAAUUUGUAAAUAUGUUGCUGUAAAUGUCCAUAUUCUUUCAUAAUUUAAAGUGAUCAUUUGGUGCUUUUUGUUGCAAGAAUACAAUUUUGCUUCUCUA